CUGAUUUCACCGAUCGUCAACCACCUCCGCACAUCAUCAUGCAGCGCCGAUCGAUUCGCCUAUGUGUGCCACCCGAACUCGAGCAAGGAAGGGGCUCAAUAGGAAAGUAGGAAGCUCAUCCGUCCGUCCAUCCAUCCAUCCAUCCAUUGAUCACAGGUGCUGCAGGUGGUGGUACCACCGGGUCUUCUGCGCCACGAUGGACUUGUUCAUCGACUGCAGACCUGAUCAAUGACAUCAGGAAAACAAACCAGCAAGCGCAGACAUGUGUGUCCGUGAGGGGUGAUGUAGACACCGCCUUCGACCUGAGAUGCCCCUGUAGUUAUUCUGGUUGGACGUCAUGAACUGCCUGGGAUCCUUGUUGCCACCAAACCUGCAUGGUACACGCAACCAACACAAGCAGCUUUCAGCAUGGCCCCGUUGUGUGCUGCUCUGUCCCUUACACAAUCUGCGACCGAUUUGGCUUCGGCGGCACGAAUUCAUCAGUCUUCAGGCGAUUCCUCUGACUCAUACAGACAGACAGACAGACAGACACAAUGAGAGAGGGGGAGAGACAAAGAGAGAGGAAGCCGCAUCUGCCCACCUCACCAUGGCAUUGGGAUUGUAUUUCUCCAGGGGCUUGUUCUUGGCCCCUGCAGACGUCACGGGCUUGGGAGCAAACUUCUCGUUGUAAUCACUGCCAGACACUCAGAGAAAAAGAGAGACAGACAGACUAAGGGGCUCUGCAGGAGAGUGCGGCACACACAUUCUCAGCAUACGCAUUCACCUCCUUUUCAGCUCUCUGACGGGCGGCGGGAUAAACUUGGGGCAUGGAUGCGGCGCAGCCAUCAAAGUGCCAGCGUGAACCAGAAUCUGCACACACACACACAAAGCACACUGCAAAGCUACACCCCCAUGGCCAGCAAGCACACUCACACGGCGCUGCUCACCUUGGUGGCACUCUCCCCCGCCCCUUUGCUGAAAUCGAGCAUCCCCAUCUCCUUUUCAGCCUUGGUUGGCUUACACAUCUUCUUGGUGGCAGCCUGCUGCUGCUGCUGCUGCACUUGCGGAGGUCCCGCCAUGUGGUCAGCUGUGGUCAGUGGAUGAACAGGGGGAGGCAGAGAGGAUUCGAAAUGGGAUGUUGACGAUUUUAUAUGGUUUUGCG
Molecule: messenger RNA, 1141 nt
Organism: Vitrella brassicaformis
Lineage: Eukaryota; Vitrellaceae
Source: the annotation of a GenBank genome assembly